CUUAUUUGUAAGCGGCAGGUGAAGAAAGAUAAUCCAGAAUUGUGAAAUGGCGAAGAAGGGGAAGAAGCAGCUGAUGACGUCAGCGCCAUGGAGGGGCGACGACAACAACACUGAAUCAGAAUUCCAAGAUGCUAAGCUCAAAGUCACUACCCAGCCCGGUAAUGGCACUUCCACCAUGCACGUUCCUCGCUCCAAGUCCAACCACCACCAUCACCACGACGGCGACGAUUCCAUCGAGAUUGACCCUGAGCUUCGCUACAGUUUCCAGCGCAAUUUUCAGUUUCUGCAACGGGUUUUUAGCAUUGACACGCUGGUGAAACCUCUUCCUCCUGCCAUGGCAUAUGAUGUCUCUCGCAACUUGACCUUCUUCACCCGCAUCUUCACACAAUUCUUUGAUCCUGAAGGUAUUGCAAAUGCCCAGAAAUCAUUGGGCAUAGGACGGGAAGAGAAAGCUCGCAAUGUUCGCUGAAGAAACCCUUAUGAAUGUUAUGUUUGUUAAUGUACCAUUUUCAAAUCAAAGUUGUUCAUUUAUAAUGGUCCAGAAUAUCAUGUACAUUUUUAUGACUAAGUAUUUGCUGGUUCGAUCAAGUAAAAUCCAUAUAGUUAUUUAA
This is a messenger RNA of Arachis duranensis, 611 nucleotides long. RefSeq lists its product as uncharacterized. Bases 47 to 469 code for a protein of 140 amino acids. The transcript has 3 exons. Gene Ontology annotation, cellular component: chloroplast envelope. Lineage: Eukaryota; Viridiplantae; Streptophyta; Magnoliopsida; Fabales; Fabaceae. The record is from RefSeq and is a predicted model, not a curated record.